GGGCGCCAGCGUAUAAAAGGGCGGGGCGCGCUCUGAGCCACAAACACUCUCUGAGUGAGGCAGAUCACACACACAGUCAUCAUGUCCAGUGAUAAGUCCAAGGCUGCUUCCCAGACCGACGGGAAGGCUGCUCAGAGCAAGAAGUCUGAGAUGGGCAUGAUGGCCUACAAGAUGUUUGUGUUCGACCAGGAGAACUUCCAGGGUCGCAUGGUCGAGAUCAGCAACGAGUGCAUGAACGUGUGUGAGAUGGGCAUGGACCGCGUCCGCUCCCUCCGCGUUGAGUGUGGACCCUUUGUGGGCUUCGAGCAGAUGAACUUCUGUGGCGAACACUACAUUCUGGAGAAGGGAGAGUUCCCCCGUUGGGACUCUUGGAGCAACUGCCAGAAAAACGACUACCUGCUGUCCUUCAGGCCCGUCCGCAUGGACCCCGAGAAGCACAAGAUCUGCCUGUACGAGGUUGGGGAAUUCAAGGGCCGUAAGAUGGAGAUCAUGGACGAUGACGUUCCGUCUCUGUUCUCCUACGGCUUCACCGACAGGGUCGGCAGCAUAAUGGUCAGCUGCGGAACCUGGGUGGGCUACCAGUUCCCCGGAUACCGUGGCUCCCAGUACCUUCUGGAGAAGGGCGACUUCAAACACUUCAACGAGUUUGGCGCCCGUCACCCCCAGUUCCAGUCGGUGAGGCGUAUCCGCGACAUGCAGUGGCACCAGCAGGGAUGCUACACCAUGGCCAGCAAGUGAGGCUCAGGGAAGGAGAGAAAGAGAAAGAGUGGAAGAGAGGGAGAGGGGCGGAGGAAGAGAGAGAGGGGGAGAGAUGUCUGAGGCCUUGCCGCACCCCUGGCUGAAGCUUACCAUCUGAAACAGCAAGGGAGAGGGGUGACGUUAAAUAUCCCCCACUCUUUGAAACCUCAAUUGAAGGACCACCUGGCUACAGAACACCUGACAGACAACCCCUCCAUCACUCUCUCUCUACUCUUCUCUUUCUCUCCUGUGGUCCGACCUUAGCUUUUCCCUCCUUCGCCCCCCCUUCCUUUUUCGUCCCCCAUUCCUUUCCCCUGCAGUCCAUUGCAGCACCAAAGAGGGAACGAGAAAUAUCUUGCUGUUUUACACAUGAUUCUCGGCUCAGGGUAUGAUGCACCAUGGGAAAAGAAGUUUCAAUAUCCACCCCCCACUUCCUAACCCUGUGUAUCGCACACCCUCUCUGCUGUACAGAAUCCUGGCCAACUUUUCAAUAAAAAUGAAAAUCUUGAUUUCAAAA
This is a messenger RNA of Salmo salar (Atlantic salmon), 1255 nucleotides long. Its product is annotated as beta-crystallin B1. Gene Ontology annotation, biological process: lens development in camera-type eye; visual perception. NCBI's taxonomy places the organism in Eukaryota, Metazoa, Chordata, Actinopteri, Salmoniformes, Salmonidae. Gene Ontology annotation, molecular function: structural constituent of eye lens. The record is from RefSeq and is a predicted model, not a curated record.